This is a messenger RNA of Sphaeramia orbicularis (orbiculate cardinalfish), 4466 nucleotides long. RefSeq names its product TGF-beta activated kinase 1 (MAP3K7) binding protein 2 (gene tab2). NCBI's taxonomy places the organism in Eukaryota, Metazoa, Chordata, Actinopteri, Kurtiformes, Apogonidae. The record is from RefSeq and is a predicted model, not a curated record. The coding region runs from base 457 to 2817 and encodes 786 amino acids. The transcript is spliced from 8 exons. Gene Ontology annotation, biological process: positive regulation of protein kinase activity; positive regulation of canonical NF-kappaB signal transduction. Gene Ontology annotation, molecular function: K63-linked polyubiquitin modification-dependent protein binding; ubiquitin binding.
AGUAGCCCUUCUGCAGCCGCCAUAUUCUGUGACAGUAUUUUGAUUCGUAUCUGCUGGAAGUGAGGAAAAAGAGAAAAGUGAAGGGCUGUCGAGGGGAGGGGGGGCACAAGAAGAGGAGCUGUCAAAAACCUAUUCCCGAGUCUCUGUCAAACAGCGGAGGGCUGAAGCUCGCCUUCCCUCCCCUAGCGUUUGUUUCGAGGACACAGAAGGCCCGGGGCCUCGGUGCACUGGGCUCUCCGUCUCCCUGGUAGUAGCUGGACCCCUCUCGGCUUCUCCUCUCCCAGCUCCGCGGCCCUCCGGAGGUCCAGCGGCGGUCUCGGGUGUUCAAGGCGGCCCGGGGAGCGGCGGCGGCGGCAGCGGAGGAAUGGAAAUGUUCAAGAUGAAGGCGCUUUGCUGAGACGACUGAUGCCCCAGUGCGUUGAACAGAACAAGCAAUCCUGACCUGGCAACAUACGAAUGGCCCAGGGAAGCCACCAGAUUGAUAUUCAGGUUUUGCAUGACCUGCGCCAAAAGUUCCCUGAAGUCCCAGAGGGUGUUGUCUCCCAGUGUGUUCUACAGAACAACAAUAAUUUGGACGCCUGUUGUGAAUACUUGUCCCAGGUCAGUCCGGGCUACCUGUACAGUGAAGAAGGAAACCUAAGCUUUUCUGAAUACCCCGCUAUUACCGGGAUCCGUAAUCACAUGACCCAGCUGAACCUGGGCCUGCAGUCUCAGAAUGUGCAUGUGGCCCCAGUGCGGGACGGCCUGAGGAUGAACGGUAGCCGGACUCUGGCCCACAGCCUGAGCGACGGGCCCCUCCAGACAGGCCAGGCCCCCAACAGUGACUUCUUUCAGCAGGAGCCCCAGUCAGCCCCGGUGCAGGUGCCCUCCAGCCUCAAUGUGUUCGGUGUGAUGGAGCCCACGCGCAAACCGCAGCCUCCGCAGCACCUGGGCCUCUACCCUCUGGGCGUCAAAGGAGCCCAGCAGACGCCGCGCUUCAACCCCAUCACAGUGACGCUAGCGCCGAACAUCCAGACGGGCCGGAACACCCCCACUUCUUUGCACAUACACGGCGGUCCGCAGUCGGGCCUCAGCAGUCCACAGGGUAACUCUAUCUAUAUCAGGCCCUACGUUAGCCAGUCCGGUACGAGCCGGCAGAGCCAGCAGCAGGGGGGCCGGGCCCAGUACAGCCCCACGUCUCAGCCCCCGCAGCAGAUCUACCAGAUCUCACACCCGUCCUCCCUGUCGGGCUCCUGGUCAGGCCCUCAGCAUGCUUCCUCCUCACAUACCUCACAGCACCAGACCCAGGGCCACCAGACGUCCCACGUCUACAUGCCGAUCAGUUCCCCCACAAACCCCCAAGCGCCGUCUUUCGUCCCCUGCGGCAGUCAGGCCUCAUCCUCUGGCGUCUCCUCCUGCUCCUCCUCCUCCUCCUCCUCUGUCAUGCCCACCUCCCUGUCCACCAUCAGCCAGUACAACAUCCAGAACAUCUCGACCGGCCCCCGCAAGAAUCAGAUCGAGAUCAAACUUGAAUCUCCUCAGAGGAGCAACUCCACAACCACGACCGCCGUGCUGAGGACGAGCGGCGGGCCCCGGUCCUCCUCCACCCCUUCCUCCUGCCCUUCCUCCUCCUCAUCUUCAAGCGGGGUGGCUUCUGUCCCUAGCACCCCUCUCACCAUUGGAGGCCCGGGUCUGAGCCGCAGCCAGCCCACUGUUUACAUCUCUGCCAGCCCCCCCACUGCUGCUACCACUCCCUCCGAAGAGGCCAUCGUGGCGUCCGCCGGCUCCCGCUCACAGCCCAAGUUUUACAUUUCAGCCAACACCUCCAGCGACGACAGCGGGGUCAGGAACCCUCCCACAGUCUACAUCUCAGCCAACCCUCCUUUGCAAGGGGCCUCGGGGGCCAGGAACAUGGCAGGCCAAGUGAGCAUGGGCCCCGCCUACAUCCACCACCAUCCGCCAAAGUCCCGCGCCUCAGUGGGAGGUGGAGGCACAGCUUCCUCGCCACGCGUGGUGGUAACUCAGCCCAACACCAAGUACACUUUUAAGAUCACAGUGUCUCCCAAUAAGCCCCCCGCCGUGUCCCCUGGAGUUGUGUCCCCUACUUUUGAGCCCAACAACCUCCUCAGCCUGCCCCCGGACCACCACUUUGUGGAGCCAGACCCCCUCCAUCUGUCAGACCCGUUGUCACCUCACAGGGAGAGGCCGACUGAGCCUCGCAGACUCAGCAUGGGCUCUGAUGACGCAGCAUACACACAAGCAUUGCUGGUCCAUCAGAAGGCCCGCAUGGACAGGCUGUGGCACGAGCUGGAGCUCAAGAAGAAAAAGCUGGAGAAGCUAAAAGAGGAGGUCAACGAGAUGGAGAAUGACCUGACCAGGAGACGGCUGGAGAGGUCUAACUCGGCCUCCCAAAUUCCUUCAAUCGAGGAAAUGAAGCAGUUGCGAUGCAAAAACAGGUUACUGCAGAUCGACAUCGACUGUCUCACCAAAGAAAUCGAUCUCCUUCAAACAAAAGGACCACACUUUAAUCCCAGUGCAAUCCAUAAUUUCUAUGACAACAUUGGAUUCCUCGGUCCGGUUCCACCCAAACCCAAAGGUACUUUAUCUAUCGGGUCAGACCGGAGAGGAUGUAGAUAUAACGUGACCUCUGAACUCCUGAUGGAGCCGUCCUCUGGUCCUUCCCCUCCGCUGUCACUCGACCCGAGCAGUAAGAGUGUGAAGUCCGUGGCCGACCAGGAGGAGGACGAGGGGACGCAGUGGAGCUGCACCGCCUGCACCUUCCUCAACCACCCCGCCCUCGACCGCUGUGAACAGUGCGAGUUCCCGCGGCACUUCUGAGCCAAUGAGGCACUUCCCUCCUCCUCUGCCCCGCCCACCUGUCUGUCUGUCUGUCUUCUUCUUCUUCCACACUAGAAUAGAACAACACCCGUCUAUUCCUUUUUUUUUCGUAGGCGUAGUGUUGUCCCACUCUGCGUCCGGUUUGGGGGAUGCUGUCCACUGAAGGCUGGACUGGACGGUGUUUCUACUACAGGCAGGCGGAGGCGGACCGUACCUCACCUUUAGAGACUCAUGGGGUCACCUCCCUCUCCCUUUUUUUUUUUUUUUUUUUUUUCUCUGCUCAACGGGGAUACCUCGCUGCUCCCCUCCACUCCACUCCCUGUUACAGUAUUAUCAGUGUGGCCCUGCAGUGUGACGGCACACACACACACACACACACACACCUACACAAACACACAACACAGGUGCCAACGUGCCAUUUUUUUUUUUUUUUUUUUUUGCUGAUUUUUAUUCUUUUGUUUGUUUUUCUUCCUGUGCGGCGGCCUGACCGAGGUGGAAAACAGGAACUGUGGUCGGCCGCCACUCUCCACCUGAAGGGAAAACUAACAGACUACUUCAUGGACUUUUUAAGAAAAAAAAAAAAGAAAAGAAAAAAAAAAGUUUGCUGUUUCUAGAAGAUGCCAAAAAGGGGGAAAAAAGCGCGUCGGUAUCGCUGCCGCCACACCGCCGCUGCUCACAAGUGCCUGUCGUCCUCCCCUUUUCCCUUUUUUCUCUGAUCAUGAGUUAAUGAAAUAAAACGAAAAUAAAAAGAAACUAACUUGCAUGCUUUGUGUACAGAACACAGAGGCAGAAACUCUCCUUGAGCUUUUUACUGUACAUAAUGUUAGAAUGUGCCUUAAAAGCCUUCUUCCUCACACUAUGAAUCACUUGUAUUUCCUGUAAGUAUAGCUUUAUAGACUUUAUUAACUUUUUUUUGUCUUGUUUUGUUUCCCUCUUUUCAAAACAUAAAGCACCCUGCUCCAUUUUUAAGCUUUUGUACUUGAUUUCUGCGAGAGUUGAAGCCUUGCAGAGCAACGGAAAACACCUUUUUUUUUUUGUUUGUUUGUUUGGCAGUCAUCAUGAAGCUUCCGGUGUCCGUUCAUCGCUUCGUGGAAAAUCACGGAGUUUUUUCCCCAUGUACGAUCUGCAAAUGCAGCAAAGAGGAAGGCGAUGGAGGAAUCUUGUUUUUGUUGUUUUUCUUUUUUUUUUUUUUUUCCAGGAUGCCAAAUAACAUCAGGACUGUCAGGAAAGUGGGAAGGAAAAGGGGUUUCUCACACACACACACACACACACACACACAAAAGCAAAAACUGCCAUCUUAUCUGACAACUGGAAUGUAGGUUUAAGGUUUGGGACGACGACACCUCAGUGCAGAGACACUAAAUCUUCCAGUACUAUCAGGGUGUCACCUCAGAUUGAUGUAAAUGAAAAAGAAAAAAAAAACCUCUCCUGGAUCAUCUUUUUUUUUUUUGGAUUCUAAAGUCAGUUUCUUCUGUGCACCUGAAUUGGUUGGUUUUUCAUGAGGUACCAAAGAUAUUUUCUGUUCUAAAAUAUCCUUUCCGUGUCCCGUGCCUUUCAACACAACAGCUCAGAAUUUUUACAUCUCGGAAGCAGACAAGGCAAAAAAAAAAAAAAAAAAUCCUCUUGAUAUUAGCUAAAUGUAAGCACAA